Nicotiana tabacum (common tobacco) is the source of this 2043-nucleotide messenger RNA. RefSeq names its product ubiquinol oxidase, mitochondrial-like. Lineage: Eukaryota; Viridiplantae; Streptophyta; Magnoliopsida; Solanales; Solanaceae. Gene Ontology annotation, biological process: alternative respiration. The record is from RefSeq and is a predicted model, not a curated record. Gene Ontology annotation, cellular component: mitochondrion. Gene Ontology annotation, molecular function: alternative oxidase activity.
CCUCUCUAUCUUACUUCUUUUCUUUCUUUUUUCCCAGUCAACUUGGUAAAUGGAGAUGCCUGUAGGUUGAAUCUAGUACAGUUUUAACCUCCAUUCAAGUCUAUGUUGCGUUUUUAGAAGGGGUGUGAAUGGGAGAGGCAACUCUUGGAUUGUACAUUGUCAUCUCAUUCUUUCAUUGUUUAUAAAUUUAGAGGUUUCAUUUUUCAUGCAAAAAUUCUGAAAUUCUCCCAUUUUCUUUACAUUAUUUUUUUAAAAUAAAAUAUAAGUGUCGCCCUACUACUGAAACACUAGAGUUUGAGGUAGAAUACACCACUAGCCUUAUUACUGAAACACUAGAGUUUGAGUAGAAUACACCCCUAUGUAUAAUCCGUUCUAUUUUGGAAGAAAAUAAUCCUACAUCUCGGUAUUAGAAGAGCAUUGUAAAUUCAGCAGGCUGGGAUUUAAUUUUAUUCUUGCUAUGCAUUUCUGUUUCACUUUUACUUUACAAAAUUUUCUGGUUUAGAACACAGAGCCGUCGCUAAAGCUUUAACAUACAACGUUCGUCAUGUAUUUUAACUUUACCAUGUUCUGCUCUGAGUGUGUUCAGUUAACCACUUAGGAAAUUAAAUAAUCAAAAUUCCGAUUUCAACGUAGCGCAGCUCAUCUCCUAUUAUCGGAAAGAUGAAUCAGUUAUUGGCAAGAUCGGUGCUGAGGCGGUUGGUUAAUUCUGGCAGUAACUGUAACCGUUGUAUGUCGUCCUUGUCAUCGCCGUUGUCUUUGCCGUCCGCGGCGGUAGUAGUUUGUAUGGAAGUUCAUAAGCCGAUUAGUGAGUCAGUUUUGAUGAUGAGUGGCAGGCGGCUGAGAUUUUCCGGUCAGUGGUGGAGGAUGAUGAGCUCCACUAGUGAACCGCCAACGAAGAAGUCAACGUCGUCGUCCACUGCGGUGAGGAAGGAGGAUGAGAAGAACGAGAAAACGAGUGGUGCUGCUGUGGAGAAGAUGGAAAGAAAAAACGAUGAAGUUGUUAUUUCCAGCUAUUGGGGCGUCUCGAGACCAAAGAUUACUAGAGAAGAUGGCUCUGUCUGGCCUUGGAAUUGCUUCAUGCCAUGGGAGACAUAUCAAGCUGACUUGUCCAUUGAUCUAAGCAAGCACCAUGUACCCAAGGCAUUCCUUGAUAAGGUUGCUUAUUGGACAGUGAAACUUCUCAGGAUUCCGACAGAUUUAUUUUUUAAGAAAAAAUAUGGUUGCCGUGCAAUGAUGUUGGAAACAGUGGCUGGUGUGCCCGGAAUGGUAGGAGGUAUGCUGUUACAUCUGAGGUCGUUGCGCAAGUUUGAGCAAAGUGGUGGUUGGAUAAAAGCAUUACUAGAAGAAGCCGAGAAUGAGAGGAUGCAUCUGAUGACUAUGGUGGAGCUAGUGCAACCCAAAUGGUAUGAGAGGCUUCUAGUUCUUGCGGUGCAGGGAGUCUUUUUCAAUUUUUACUUCGUGCUUUACGUGCUGUCCCCCAAGCUUGCACAUAGAAUUGUUGGGUAUCUGGAAGAGGAGGCUAUACACUCGUAUACUUUAUAUCUGAAUGAUAUUGAUCGUGGUGAAAUUGAAAAUAUUCGUGCUCCUGCCAUUGCAAUUGACUACUGGAGACUGCCUAAGGAUGCAACUCUAAAGGAUGUUAUUACUGUCAUUCGCACUGAUGAAGCUCAUCAUAGAGAUGUUAACCAUUUUGCAUCUGAUAUCCAUUAUCAAGGAAAGAAAUUGCAGGAAGCAGCUGCUCCUAUAGGUUACCAUUAAAUCUACAUACUAUUCUGUCUUGCGUGGUUGUUCUGCUUUCCAUGUUUUGUUGUAGAUGAUGGGUCCAUUCUGAAGAUUGGUAAUGAAAUCUCUAGACAGUAGCAGAUGUAAUGUAUGGAUUAAACUGAUGUUCUGUUCCUGCAUAGUGGUAUGAUAAAAUUGUGGUAUUGCUCUUCGAAGAGACGCGAGAUGUUUGUAUUUAACUGAAAAAACUGGGGAAAGUAUGAAAGACACUGAUACCACUGAAAAAAUUUUGUUAAAAAUGAACCUUUUCGAUUGAACUCA